Molecule: messenger RNA, 229 nt
Organism: Funneliformis geosporum
Lineage: Eukaryota; Fungi; Glomeromycota; Glomeromycetes; Glomerales; Glomeraceae
Source: the annotation of a GenBank genome assembly
AAGUAUCUCAUGGAAUAGAGAUCAUCUCUCAAAAAGAAAAACCAUUUACGAUUCGAUGCCAUCACCCCAGAUUGUUUCCACAAAAGAUAAGACUGAAUCAUCUACAAAGCAAUCGACACAAAGCUUGGCAUCCUCAAGUAUAGUAAUCAAAUUCGUACAAGGAUUGUUGGAAGAAUUUCUCUCAUCGUAUAGUCAACUUCUGGAACCUAUAAAGUUUUCAUUCUCCUAA